Sesamum indicum (sesame) is the source of this 2412-nucleotide messenger RNA. RefSeq names its product Protein kinase superfamily protein (gene HASPIN). The record is from RefSeq and is a predicted model, not a curated record. Gene Ontology annotation, cellular component: cytoplasm; nucleus. NCBI's taxonomy places the organism in Eukaryota, Viridiplantae, Streptophyta, Magnoliopsida, Lamiales, Pedaliaceae. Gene Ontology annotation, biological process: protein phosphorylation; mitotic cell cycle; intracellular signal transduction. Gene Ontology annotation, molecular function: ATP binding; histone H3T3 kinase activity.
AUUCUCUUCUCCACCUAAGAUGCCGGCUUCGACGCCUCCACUAACGCUGUCCACUUCUCCACCUCCAGUUAGGCUGCCGGCGCCUCUACCCUAUGUCGCUGCCGACACGUCAGCCGCUCAAGCUGGUAAAGGAAUAAAAAGCAUGGGAGAGGCAAAAAUGAGGAAGACAAAAGCGUAAUCUUACCUGUACCUCUUUACCUCCUAAAGUCGCGCUUUACAUGAUGCCUGGGCACCUAAAACCGGACAAAACUGGAGAAAAGGAACUAGAGAAAGGACCCCCUUUCCCGCCCAAUAUCAGUCUUCAUAUUUCCAAGUCCCACUGAAGAAAAUACAGAAGAGUGCUAGGCCUCAGGUUUCAUCCAUGGCUUCUCGAACAGUUGAUCUCUGGGCAGAAAUUGUGGGAGAAAAGGAUAAUCAGCGAUCAGUUGGAGUUGCAGAGCCGGAAAUGGCCGUCAUUUACCAGAGGAAAAAGGCAGAGGUUAUGCCUCAGAAAGAUGUGCCGAGGAGGCAAUCGAAUUCAAGUACUGGAAACCGGAAAAGUAUAGCGCCGGUUACGCGAGUCAGUUGGAAUCGGUCCCUUUCCACCAGAGGGAGAACAAGCAUUGCUGCAACAGCAUGCGUGGAUCAUCAACCACAACAAAGGAAACCUGGAAGAAAAGUUAAACCCCCUCUUCCUAGAGGAAAAAAUGCACAACCUCCCAAUUAUGAUAAAGAACGGGCAUAUUUUCAAGAGGUUGAUGCCUUUGAAUUGCUAGAAGAAAGCCCCUCACCCAAGAAACCUGGUACUUGGGCCAGGGGCGCCCAGGUUGAUAAUGCUGUCAUACCACAUUUGUCCUCAGUAUUGCAGAAAUGGCUAAUCUCCAAGAAACUAAACCGAAAAUAUGCAUUUCCUGGUUCGCUUUCUAGAAUACUGGAAACUCCUGUAUUAUCCAAGGAUCCUAUUUGUCACGAUAGUUUUUCAUCUUCGACUAUGAAGAAACCAGGAAAAGACUAUCCCAAAGUUUAUUUGAGCUUAAGUUCCAUCCAGCAAACGUCUAACUCAAGCUUGAAUGAUAAACAAUUCACUGGAAUACCCAUCCAGGAGACAUGUGAAGAUAUUGAAGGUGAAGUUAGAAAGCUCUCAUUGACUUCAAGGCCUUCAUCCUUGGAUGGCCAGGGUUGGAAUUCGUUUACAGCCCUUUUGACUGCUUGCGGGCAAUCAAUGCCUUCCACACUGACAGAAAUGUUAUUGAGUUACUGUGAUCAAGGGAAUAUCACUAAGAUUGGGGAAGGAACAUAUGGAGAAGCUUUCAAGGUUAAGAAUAAUGUCUGCAAGAUUGUCCCAUUUGGUGGAGAUUUGCUAGUCAAUGGAGAAGUGCAGAAGAAAUCAGAAGAAUUAUUGGAAGAGGUUGUACUUUCCUGCACUCUCAAUCAUCUAAGAGGACAUGAGGGUGAAGUAUCUAAUGCCUGCACCACAUUUAUAGAAACAGUCAAUUUGUGGGUGUGCCAAGGAUAUUAUGAUUCUGCUCUGAUAAGUGCAUGGGAGGACUGGGACGGAAAGCAUGGUUCAGAAAAUGACCAUCCUAAAGACUUUCCUGCAGAUCAGUGCUAUGUUGUUUUUGUUCAAGAACAUGGUGGUCAGGAUCUUGAGAGCUUUGUUCUUUUGAAUUUUGAUGAAGCACGGAGUUUAUUAGUUCAGGUCACCUUGGCGUUAGCUGUAGCAGAAGCUGCUUAUGAAUUUGAACACCGAGAUUUGCACUGGGGGAACAUUCUCUUAAGUAGGAAAGGUUCUGUUACUCUGCAAUUCAUUCUUGAAGGAAAGAAGUUACAAGUCACAACUUUUGGAUUGAUCAUCUCAAUAAUUGAUUUUACCCUAUCAAGGAUUAAUACAGGUGAAGAUAUACUCUUUCUUGACCUCUCAUCAGAUCCAGCACUUUUUGAGGGUCCAAAAGGGGAUAAACAAGCAGAUAUAUAUAGGAAGAUGAGGGAUGUCACUGAUGAAUGCUGGGAAGGAAGUUUCCCAAAGACGAACGUGCUGUGGCUGCAAUACUUGGUGGACAUUUUGCUGUUAAAGAAAUCCUACGAAAGAACCCCUAAAGAUGAGAGAGAAUUGCGUUCUCUGAAGAAGCGCUUGAAUAGCUAUGGUUCUGCUAAAGAGGCAGCAUUGGAUCCUUUCUUCAGCGACUUAAUGAUCUCUGAAUAAACAAGCAGCAGCACUUGAAACGUGCCAGUGUGUAAGCAGUUCUAGCAAUUUUGCUUGGAUAUCUGUUGCAGGUUUUCCCUGCUUUUAGACCUUUUUUAUCUAUUAGAAACCAACCUGGUUUCUCAAAUUGAAAUUGGCAUGAAAUUAUUGUUAUUCUUUUUGGGUACGUUCAGCACAAGUAUAUAACAUGCUAAGAGCAAAACCGCCUUAAUUUAUGGGGAGAAUUGACC